AUGGAAGCCCUCCAUGUUGGCCGUUGGACGGCGCGAAGGCAUUUCUGGGGGCGGCUGUUUCGCUGCCUCCUCGCUCUUUGCCUGGUGCGGCCCACGCACCAAGCUUUGAACAUCGACCAGGUCCUGGAAGAUGCGGUGCUCCGUUUGAGGAACCGGGUGUAUAUUGCAGACACAUUGGUGCACAAAGCGUCGGCGGCCAGAUGUGAUUCAGCCGUGGACGGGCCGCACUGCCGUGGCCCGCGGGGCGGCCUCGCUGCGGAUUCGGUGGAUGCAGCCUCCGACAGGUCGGCGCUGGUCACCGAUGGAAUCUUUUCGGCGAGACUGCUUGGGACAGCAGAUGGCGGCGAGAUGCUGGAUGAGUAUUUUCUUGGGGCCAGUCUAAAGGCGGCAAGCAAGAACCGCCACUCCGAGGCGGCAUCGACGGAGUCACAGCGCCCAAAGCAGGCGUCGGCCGGAAAACCCGGCGGACGCUCGGCGCUGCUGACCUUUCGAGGAUUACGGCCCUGGCAGGCAGGGCUGCCCCAGGACUUCGCGGGGACCCGGCGCCUGGGAGGCGGCGUGCCUUUCCAGGUCAAGUGGGAGGGGCCCUGGAGCCUGGUAGAGAACGACGAAUUCGAGAACGAUGCCGUCAAGCGCCAUCGCUUCGUGGCCAGACUUGUGGCGGGGGUCGGCCGCAUCCGCUUCGGCAGACCCGUCGGCCUACAGUCCGUGGACCUGCGCCGGCCCCGUUCCUGCAGGGUGCCCUUCGGCAUGCCCUUGGUGGUAAAGGGACGCCUCAAGGGGGUGGAAGUUUUCCAGGAAGUAGUUCCAAGUUGGGAUCUCCACACUUUUGUAAACGGUGUGGCUUUCUUUGCCUUGACCUCCACGGAUGUCGUGGACGAGCUCGUCUUCCAGGAAUGCAUACUGGUGGGUGCUAUACAGCUUACCUUUGGCUUUGACUUGGAUGCGGUCUUCAACGACCAGCUGCCUGAUUCCCAAAGUGAGAUGCCGCUGUAUGUGACCUUGCGGGAAGGCUGGCAUGCCUAUGGCUGGGACGAGAUCGAGUUCCGCAUUCCGGCAGAUGUGGAGACAGCUCCGGUUUGGCAUUUGAACGACGUGGCUUCCCAUCGCCUGUCACUGCGCCCAGGGGUCUUUGAGCAUCCGCAAGCGUCCUCCCGGGACGCGCCUCUUCCCGGCCUCAUGGACCCCCAAAACUCGGCGGAACUUGAUGCUGAAGAGGAGGCACUCUUAUCCGAGCUGGAGUUGCAGGCAGAAGCCGGAGCUGGCGACGUUUCGACUCCCAGAGCCUCCGAGGGACCGGAGCCCAUCCGCAUGCCCGCAGACCUCGAGGAAGUUCUCGAUACAGCCAUCCUACCCCAGGAGUUUGUGGAGUUGGCCAUAGCCCGGCCCCGAGCAUCCGAAGGUGUCUGCGACCGAUUCUCUGUCACCUCGGGAUGCGUGUGCAGUUAUAAUUAUAAGUAG
Messenger RNA from Symbiodinium sp. CCMP2592, 1461 nucleotides. The record is from the annotation of a GenBank genome assembly. NCBI's taxonomy places the organism in Eukaryota, Dinophyceae, Suessiales, Symbiodiniaceae.